AUGGGCUUUUCAUGUAGGACUUGUCUUAUCACGGAUGUUUGCAACGAUAUCAAUGAACUUCCUACAGGCAUUCAGGGUGAUUCGGUUACGGGUGCGGAGAUAAUGUUGUUUUGUUUAGAUAUUAUGAUUACAUCGGAACCAAAUUUAAGCACAAAACUAUGUAAAGAUUGCUUUAUAAAGAUAAUAGAUAUAUACAAGUUUAAAAGGCAAGCAUUACACAAUGAUAGUCACAUGAGGAAUCUUGAUGAUGAUGCUUAUCCAAAUGGCACAUCUCCCGAGACAAAACAUAAAAUACAAAUUAAAUUAGAGGAUGGUAUUGAAGAUGAGAUAGCUUCAAAUGGGUUUGAGUCAGAUGAUGAGUUUCUCAGUGUUUUAAAAUCAGUGAAAUAUGAAUUUGUGCCUGAGGAAGCUAAAGAAAAUGUAUCGAGCAAUGUCAAAGAGGAAUGUGUCAAUAAGAAGAAGACCAAAGCUGUUCGACAAGUAUGUGAAGCAUGUGGGAAGACUUAUAAAAACCUCAGGGAACAUAUGAAAGUGCACCUUCCACCGGGGAAACAAAAAACAUAUAAGUGCAAGUAUUGCGACAAAGUCUUUGCCCAGUGUACAGGCAGAUAUCGGCAUACCAAAAUUAAACACCUUGGCUAUAGAGAACACUGUAAAUUAUGUGAUAAAGAUGUCGUAUGUUUGAAGUCACACAAUGCAAUAAAACAUGAUGAGAGUAAAAUGAAAUUUGUUUGCGAAGUGUGUGGAAGACGGUUCUUGAGUCCAUCGAAGGUGAAAGAACAUAAAGUAACAGCACACACCAAGGAGAGACUGUAUCCUUGUGGAAUAUGUGAUAAGACUUUUGGUACUAAGACUACUGCUCUGCACCAUAGACGCCAAGUCCACGACAAGGAAAAGAAGCAUUUAUGUCAAAUCUGCUCAAAACGUUUCUUUAAAAAGUACCACCUGGACGUCCAUAUAAGAAGCCACACUAAAGAGAAGCCAUAUGAAUGCACCGAGUGCGGCAAAUGGUAUUCGUCUUGCACCACGCUCAAAAGCCACCAGCUGACUCACACCGCUCUCAAGAAGAUACGCUGCAAACACUGCAACAUGUCAUUCACAUUACAAAAGUACCUAAACAGACACUAUUUAAGUGUGCACGCCAAAGAAAAGAAGUACCAAUGCAACUAUUGCGAAGUAUCCUUCUCGCGGUCGGACCACAGAAACCGCCAUCAGAGGACCGCUCACGAGCGAAAUUUAACUUCAUGA
This is a messenger RNA of Leptosia nina, 1248 nucleotides long. NCBI's taxonomy places the organism in Eukaryota, Metazoa, Arthropoda, Insecta, Lepidoptera, Pieridae. The record is from the annotation of a GenBank genome assembly.